GGAAAUACGAAAGAGCCGCACUAUCAGGUACGUUUCGUGUUGUCUUUCUUGAAUUUUCGGUGUGGAAAGGAUCACUAGAUAUUCUGAAGUCGAAUUCCAAUGAAUUGCAACUUCUCUAUUGCGAAUUUGGUUUCAACUGAUUUCGAUUUCCCUCAAUCUAACACUCGUGCUAACUUUUUCUCUUUCAUUAUCUKAAAGCUACCAUCGUGUUAUUACAUGCAGCCGCCAGCUCUGAAAACCGGUCAUUUACAGCAGUUUCAACCUGAGACGCUCUUUUACAUCUUCUAUGCUAUGCCGAAAGACGUAUUGCAGGCAUACGCUGCUCAAGAGUUAUAUACGAGAGAAUGGAGAUAUCACGGCGAUCUGAAGCUUUGGUUCAAGAGGGCGGGCCCGGCGGAUGGCAUACCGGCACAGCCCUCAAAUGGACAACAGUAUCUCUACUUCGAUAUCAACUCAUGGGAAAAGCGGUUAUUCAAUGGGAGCAUGAACCAAAAUGUUACCGGCGGAUUCCUAACCGAUGAAGAUGUUCGGGUGAGAUUCGUUAGUACGUAGUUGUGGGUGAUCGAAAGUGAAAGUCUUGCAGAUGCAAUCCAUUGCAACGCRCCAAUYGUGACUUCUCUUUCUCGCUCAACGAUACGAUUUUCGCUAUUCUUGGGUUUUGAAGCGAGUCGCAGCGGUACAGUACUGUUUUGUAAAAAUAGAACCUUUCACUAUAAUAAUAAUAAUAAACAAAU
This is a messenger RNA of Pseudo-nitzschia multistriata, 734 nucleotides long. The record is from the annotation of a GenBank genome assembly. NCBI's taxonomy places the organism in Eukaryota, Bacillariophyta, Bacillariophyceae, Bacillariales, Bacillariaceae.